GAUUAUGAUCCUCUCAUAGAUUCGGGAAACAAGGGCAAACAAUUUAUUAUCGAGUUUCUUGUUAUCCCUAUCCAUGGAUUUUUUGAAUUUCCAACCAACUAUCUUAGGUAUGGUCUUGUCAUAUUCGAAAAAGAAUCUAUUGAUUAUGUAAAAGCGAAAAUUCAGUGGCACUUUCCAGAAGAGUUUAAAAAUGUUUCUUUUAAUAUUCGAGUAUCUGAUCCCAAGGCCAAAACAUAUAAAGACAUGAAAUUGCAAGAUAAA
Molecule: messenger RNA, 261 nt
Organism: Racocetra persica
Lineage: Eukaryota; Fungi; Glomeromycota; Glomeromycetes; Diversisporales; Gigasporaceae
Source: the annotation of a GenBank genome assembly